This is a messenger RNA of Mangifera indica (mango), 1742 nucleotides long. RefSeq names its product PAP-specific phosphatase HAL2-like. The coding region runs from base 30 to 1583 and encodes 517 amino acids. Gene Ontology annotation, molecular function: 3'(2'),5'-bisphosphate nucleotidase activity. Gene Ontology annotation, biological process: phosphatidylinositol phosphate biosynthetic process; sulfate assimilation. The record is from RefSeq and is a predicted model, not a curated record. The transcript has 3 exons. Lineage: Eukaryota; Viridiplantae; Streptophyta; Magnoliopsida; Sapindales; Anacardiaceae.
AUAAAUUGAAAGCACAGAAAGAGACAACAAUGGGUCAGGUGCUUUCACCAACAUGGACUCCAACUCCAACUCCUUGUUGUGUUGGAUUUCCUUUCGGUAUAAAUAUAUUCCCUUUCACGGUUACAGCGACAACAAUCAUCGGGAACCACACAAACACAGAGCCAAUUUUCAUUUGCUUGUCAAUUAAGAUGCCUUUGAAUUGUUCAAGUCUUGUAACCCAACGGCCAUUCAUCCGAACAACAAGACGAUUAUUGACUCCACACCAUGGAAAGUUUCACACCUUCUCUUUCUUAUUCAAUUGCCAACAUAUCACUAGAAACACCCAGUACAAAAGCAAAACACCCCACAGUGUUUCUUUAUCCAAGUUUGAUACUAACUAUUAUGUUUCUUCUUCGAUUAUGGAGGAGCAGCAGCAGGGAAAUCUUAGUCUUGACAAGUCUUUAGAGGCUAAGUACUCUAAAGAAUUGGAUGUUGCUGUGAGAGCUGUGCAAAUGGCUUGCUUUCUUUGUCAAAAAGUGCAGGAAAAUUUGAUUUCUAAGAGUAGUAAUCAGGUCCACUCUAAGGAUGAUAAUUCUCCUGUCACAGUUGCAGAUUGGAGUGUUCAAGCGAUUGUUAGCUGGCUACUUUCAGAGUCAUUUGGGAGUAAAAAUGUGUCAAUUGUUGCUGAAGAAGAUGUCCAAAGUCUGUCCACAGCUGAGGCAGCUGGCCUGUUAGAAGCAGUGGUGAAAACCGUGAAUAACUGUUUAGUUGAAGCACCCCGAUUUGGGUUCCAAGGUCCAGUCAUUCCCCUUAGGACCUCAGAGGUGCUUGAAGCAAUCAGUCGAUGCAACUCAAAUGGGGGCCCUGAAGGAAGAUUUUGGGCACUUGAUCCUGUUGAUGGCACAUUGGGGUUUGUACGAGGAGAUCAAUAUGCUAUUGCUUUAGCAUUGAUUGAAAAUGGAGAACCUGUGGUUGGAGUUCUUGGCUGCCCUAACUACCCAAUGAGGAAAGAAUGGCUGAGUUAUCAUCACCGCUAUCACAGAAUCAUAUCUAAAUUGACCCCACUGACAUCUGAGUCGUGGGACAAAGGUUGUGUAAUGUAUGCUAGGAGAGGUAGUGGAGGGGCUUGGAUUCAGCCUUUGAUCCUAGGAAAUAAGAAGCUAGUGUUGCUAAACUCUGCAAGGCCAGUUAAAGUUUCCUCCAUUGAGAAUCCAGCAUUGGCAACUUUCUGUGAACCGGUUGAGAAGUCAAAUUCAAGUCACUCCUUCACAGCAGGACUAGCUCACAGUGUUGGUCUUAGGAAGCAACCAUUGCGUGUGUACAGCAUGGUGAAGUAUGCAGCCAUAGCUCGUGGGGAUGCUGAAAUAUUUAUGAAGUUUGCAAGGUGUGGAUACAAGGAGAAGAUAUGGGAUCAUGCAGCUGGUGUUGUUAUCAUUGAAGAAGCUGGAGGUGUGGUAACUGAUGCUGGAGGACAUCCACUGGACUUCUCAAGGGGCAUAUAUGUAGAGGGGCUUGAUAGAGGUAUAAUUGCUUGUGCUGGUGCCAAACUUCAUGAAAAAAUCAUCAGUGCUGUUGAUGCUAGCUGGGACUCCUCUAGUCUAUAAACACCAAUAAGAACAAACCACUUUUCUAUUAUAAUGAAUGUUGAUGGUUGGGAAGGAUAGGCUUCAGUGCAUGCAAAAUCAGUAGGUUUUUUUAGCAAUGUUAUGUACACACACUUUUAAAUACAUAGAUGAUAUAUCAUCAUAUAAUUGAGUAUCUAA